CCCGUUGUCUGUCACACUGUCGUCAUCGAUUUGGAGUUAUUGAUGCCUGCCACAUCGAGUUCCCUGAAGCAUGGCAGCACACAAAUCAUGCACAACUUAUUCGUCCAGUCUGGGACUGCUACACUUUGACUUUUCCUCGAUUUUUGCUCGUUUGGUUUUUCGUUUUCCGAGUUCAAAGUCAAAAAGAAAAAUCUGGAUCUUCUCAGUAGUAUAGCAGUACUACCUGAAACGACCAGAGAAAUAAAUAAACGCACGUUUACACAGACAAGUGGCGAAGAAAAAAUUCAUUCUACUUUCUUCUUCUCUGUGAAAAGAAAGUUGUAUUUUUCGUAGAUACAACAUCGACAACGGCAUGAUCGGUGGUGGCUUUUCGACGUUGAUCGACUCCGUCCGGGAGUCGUUGGACGAUGUGCUCGCGCAACUCCUCGGCGGUCAGCAUUUCUACAGCGAUCUGCACCUGAAACAGAAACAUGCGAAAGGACCACUACAGCAGUUGCGAGCAGCAACAGCAGACAUUCCCGGUAGAAGAAGUACCGCAGCGUCCUCAUUUUAUUCAUCACCGAGCUCAACAACGACCUCAUCGCGAUCCGCCGUCACAGCGGACACUACCACCAGUAGCACGACCCUGGAGACAGCGAGAAGCUCCAGCAUGGGCAAGAAGAUCGCCGAAAGGUUGAUCCCGCUGAAAAUCUCCGGCUUCUGUGGGUUCGGCGAUAGUUGCACUGCGGACGUUUGCGACGAGCGAAUGCGGUUGGCGAAGAAAGCCGCCGAAUCCGAGUUCGACGACACCGGGGCGAGCGACGUAUCACAUGUUUGAUUCAUCUUUACGUCGUGCAUCAAUAGUGUGAUGAGGAUGUAGUUGUGAUGUCGAUGUCGUGUUCGUGGUUUUUGUGCGCAGCAAGAACUACGGUUAUGUAGAAAUCGAAUGCACCAACAUGCAGCUUUCCGCCUCGGCAGAGAAGCGCGCUAUUCACGAAGCUUGGGUCCACGCCCGGAAGGCGCAGGACGCGGCGAAAGAAGCUGCAGACGCCGCAAUGCAAUCGGUGGAAGAAGCCGCUCGGGUACAGAAAUUCCUGGAUCCAUAUCCACUGCAGAUGCAUCGUAGUCGUCCUGGUAGAUUGCAGAGGCGUAUGCAUGAUGAAUCUCAUUUUUAAGCCUUAUCUUGCAUGACAGAUUUGAUCAUUGCUUUUUCGAAGUUGAGAAGAUUUUCUCUUCCACUGCAAUUUCUACCAGACUGAUGCAGAUGCUUUCGCAGUGCAUAGUGCGCAUGACGUACUGAAAGUAGAGGAUCAGACGGAAAUGGACGUGAAAAAGGAGUCACUAGCCGCGGGAACGGUGGCAGAGUGA
Molecule: messenger RNA, 1347 nt
Organism: Amoebophrya sp. A120
Lineage: Eukaryota; Dinophyceae; Syndiniales; Amoebophryaceae
Source: the annotation of a GenBank genome assembly